Molecule: messenger RNA, 894 nt
Organism: Dermochelys coriacea (leatherback sea turtle)
Lineage: Eukaryota; Metazoa; Chordata; Testudines; Dermochelyidae
Product: phospholipase A2 inhibitor NAI-like
Exons: 7
Coding region: 1-894 (297 amino acids)
Source: RefSeq, a predicted model, not a curated record
AUGGCCCCUGUUUGUGGAAAGUUACUGGCCCAAGAUGGAGUCCAGGGUCAUGUGUUUUACGGUAGCACCCAGGGUUCAUCUGUGAUAAAUCCCCCGGCCGGAAAUUUGGCAGCAUCAGAGACCCCAGCGCCGAUCUCCUGUUUUCCCAUCACCAGUGAGGCUUCUCUUGCCGUCUGCAUCCUCGCUGCUCUCCUGGCUACGGGGGCCUGUCUGCAAUGUGAGGUUUGCCUUGGACCAGGAACCAGCUGCACGGGCGACCUACAGACCACAAGACUCCUGUGCCAUCACUGUGUUAGAAAACACAGAUUAUGGCCGUCGUUGUGCAGUGGGUGUCGACGGUGUCGGAGUGGAAGGGGAAUAAAUCUCUGUCUCGCCUUCUGCGCAGCGGGAGUGAAGUCUCAGAACAUUACCAAGACCUGUGCGACACCCAUCCAGGGUAAAGCUGACCUCAUCUCUGUCACAUCCUGGAAUGGAGAGACAGUAAGGAUGAACAUCUCCUGCUGCGUGGGAGACGCCUGCAGAGCAACCACGGUUCCACUGCCCCCGGCCGACACCAAGCCCAAUAGCCGGAGCUGCCCUGGUUGCAUCAUCUCAAACUCAAGUUAUUGCCAGCAAGGGACCAUAGAGUGUACUGGAGCCGAGACCCAAUCUUUCUACUCAAUCAAAAGAAUAGGUGGAGAUGACGCAUUCGACAUCCUUCACGGUUGCACUACCAAGUCCUACUGUGCCAUGCUAAUGGAGGCAUUUGAUGUUGUCCCAGGGGACAGUGUAGUUCCAGUCAUGGACGUGUGCACCACAACCUGCGAGACGGCUGACACAGGAUUAGCCGGGCUCUUCCUCUCAGCCCUCGCUGGGAUCCUCCUGCUGACGCUUCUCUCGUGUCUGUGUGGAUGA